Molecule: messenger RNA, 630 nt
Organism: Cyanidioschyzon merolae strain 10D
Lineage: Eukaryota; Rhodophyta; Bangiophyceae; Cyanidiales; Cyanidiaceae
Exons: 1
Coding region: 1-630 (209 amino acids)
Source: RefSeq, a predicted model, not a curated record
AUGACGGCGAGGUCGAAGAAGAUUGCAUCAAGUUGUUUGUUUAUCCUAUUUCUAUUGGCUUUCGAGGGGCUCGCGCUUAUAUUCGAUCCGAAGAGCUCCAGCUCCACAACCGAGACGUGUGUCCUUGAGAGUCUCUAUACUGGUCAAAGGGUAAGGGCGGCGUUCUAUCCGCUUCAGUGGGAACGAACGCGAGUACGUGCAUGGGUCAGUACCCUUGACGGACGGAAACGGUUAGAAACUGCCAAAGGGCCUGCUGCAGAGCUUGUUUUCCAGGCGCCUGACGAUGGGGACUACUGUUUCUGCUGGGUUGCGGAGCCACCCGCAGCGAGCGUACGGUUCGGAAUCAGCGCCCCGCACUUCCCAGAGCUAGAGGCGUUGUUGAAAAAAGGUCAGCUGAAACGGUUUGAGCGCUCUGUUUUAACGCUGGCGCAAACCCUGGAGGACCUGAAGUAUCGUGCGCAACACGCGUUACACGAAGACCUACGAACGAAGGGCAAACUGCGACAGAGCAUGCGUCGGCUCCGAGUCAUGACCUUGGUCGAAAUGAUGGUGCUGUUCAGCACCCUUGGUUGGCGUGUAUGGCGCGUAAAAAGCAUGUUUCGGGAACGGUACCGAGGAACCGCUAGAUGA